Molecule: messenger RNA, 1123 nt
Organism: Carassius carassius (crucian carp)
Lineage: Eukaryota; Metazoa; Chordata; Actinopteri; Cypriniformes; Cyprinidae
Product: ribonuclease-like 3
Exons: 1
Coding region: 20-463 (147 amino acids)
Biological process (GO): defense response to Gram-positive bacterium; defense response to Gram-negative bacterium; angiogenesis
Molecular function (GO): RNA nuclease activity; nucleic acid binding
Source: RefSeq, a predicted model, not a curated record
UGUGAGCAGAAGGUGUUUGAUGUGUGUUUUUCCUCAGGUGAUGGAGAUGCAUCAGUCUACAGUGAUUCUGCUGCUGCUCUUGUGUGUGUCGUCCUUCACUCAUGCUCAAUCAUGGGCUCGUUAUCAAAACUUCCUCAAUCACCAUCGGGGUCCUUUUGUGAAUGUGGAGAUGUGUACCAGUGAAAUCAGACACAGGAAAAUAACUGACUCUGCUGGUAACUGCAAACCUGUCAACACCUUCAUACGAGCAACAGAUAAUUCCAUUACAGCAGUCUGUACCGGAGGAACUCGACUGUACUAUAACCUGUAUAGAAGCGGCACGCCAUUUGAUGUGGUCACGUGUAGAUUAUCAAGUGGGCAGAGACACCCAAACUGUGAAUAUAAUAGAGGGAAGUUAUCCACUCGUAACAUUGUGUUAGCGUGUGAACACGACUUGCCUGUACAUUAUGAAAUCUUAAAGUAAUGUACAGAGGACAGGCUGAAUAGAGCCUCACAGAUCUUUACAACAGUUCGCUUAUCAUUUGUUUACUUCUCUUUUUCUGUCUUUCUUUGUUUUUCAAUUGCAAAUAAUAAAAAAAAUCAGUGAGUCAAUUGUGAAGCCUAAAUAAGUAAAUAUAAUGUAAAAGUUUAAUGUGCAGUUUGUAACCAGUUCUUCACGUUGUAAACAUGACCAGCACUGUUUGAGAGUAAAAUCUAUAAUGAAGCACAGCUGUGAACAUGAACACACGUGCCUUAAACAUCGAUUGCUUGUUGUGUUUUGAAAAGCUACCUUACAAUCUCUAAUUAUAUUCUGAAGAACAGCAUACAAGUUCAUCUUCAAUGAAAAGAAAAUGUACCUCUGUCUUCAUGAGCCUCUGAUAAGAAUGAGUCUCUCAUCACUCACCUAAUUCAACAUAAUGUUAAAAAUAACUUUAUAUAAUUUCUUAUAUAAGUAUAUUCUGCACUUCUUCAUGCAUGUCUCUGUGUGUAAUUGUAAUGACAUUUAAAGCCUUCUGUUAACACUUUUAAGCAUUAUAAAACUGUUUAAUGGGAGUAGUGAAUGAAAACAGACGAGGGAAGAAAGAUGCAGAUGUUUUUUCCACAUGCCUGUAAUCCUCAGUAAACCAUCUCUAAUACCAUUAAA